GCACUGAUAUUGCCCGCAAAGCAGAGGCCAUCAGUGAUCAAUAGAUUACGGCUCCAGCAACACAAACCAAACCAUCACCAUGAAACACUUCCUGAGGAUGUUUCUCCAGGUAUGCCUGUACUUCUACUGCAAGUGCUUGUGGCGCUGCCUGAAAUUCGUGGUUAGGAAACUAACUGGUCAAUGUGAAUUACAAAGGAUUUGCUACAAUACCAAACCUGGAGCUGCCAGAACUAUGAAAAUAGAGGCAUCACUGAAAGGUUCAAAAAGUAAGCGGCUGCAAACUUCAGUAAGUGUUCACCCUGAUGCUAUUGAAAAAACGAUAGAUGACAUCAUGGAGCUGAAAAGGAUUAAUCCAGAUAUAAAUCCACAGUUGGGAGUAUCUCUUCAAGCAUGCCUGCUGCAGAUUGUGGGGUAUAGAAAUCUGAUUGCAGAGGUUGAAAAGCUUCGCAGAGAGCCCUACGACUCAGAGAAUCCGCAACAUGAGGAAAUGCUUCUGAAGUUGUGGAAGUGCUUGAAGCCCAAUUCGCCGCUGAAAGCUCGGAUUUCGAAGCAGUGGUGUGAAAUUGGUUUCCAAGGUGAUGAUCCUAAAACAGACUUUAGAGGGAUGGGUCUCCUGGGCUUAUAUAACUUGGUGUAUUUUGCUGAAUGGGACACUGAGAUAGCUCAGCAAGUUCUCUCUGAUUCUCUUCAUCCUAAAUACAGGGAAGUCACUAAGAAGGAACUAAGCCAACUGAGCAAAGCCGAAUGGGAGAAGAAAAAGUUUGAUAAGGCAAUUGGCUAUUCUUUUGCUAUCGUGGGCAUUAACAUAACAGACCUCACAUACAACCUGCUUGUGAGUGGAGCUCUGAAGACCCAUUUCUACAAUGUUGCUCCAGAAGCACCAACACUAACGCACUUUCAGCAGACGUUCUGCUACUUAAUGCAUGAAUUCCACAAAUUCUGGAUUGAAGAGGAUCCACUGGACAUAAUGGAGUUCAAUCGUGUCAGAGAGAAAUUUCACAAGCAAAUCUUGAAACAGCUCCAGAACCCAGAGAUGGCUCUGUGCCCUCACUUUGCUGCAUCAGAAAGUUUAAUCAAUAUGUAGUUACUCAUUCCAUUUUAUUUGGAAACACUGUCUCACUCUUGUGUUAGAUCACUGCUUAGACCACCACUAGGAUACUGAAUGACCAUGGCAAUUGUAUGCAUGUUUUUGGUGCAAUAUUCAUCUAAUUUUUUUUUUCUCACACGUACUAGAUCCCCUUCUGCUUCUCUCGUAGGGGAUUUCUCAUUUUAAAUGGGUGCUCAUAUUGCCACAUUAUGCAGUGUUACAUUCUGAAUUGAAGUCUGGAUAUCAGAGGUUUUCUAUUUUUUUAGACUUUCCUCAUAAUUCAGCAUUGACAAUUGAAUUGUAUUUCUCUAGCUGUGUUUUUGUAUAUGUGGAAUAAGUAGCUGGAUCUUGUAUUGUGAAAGCUUUUUAACUUGGUAUGUUUUAAGAUAACUACUGGCAUUUCAAGCAAAAUAUUUGUUUGGACCUCGUCUAGAAGAUAGUGUGUGUAACUUAAUCUGAUGCAGGCAAACACAUUAAAGUCCAAUUUUCUCCGUGCAGCCAUUAUAUGCUUAAUGCAGAAUUAAUGAGGCUUAUGAGAUACAAGUUUCAGUGAGAAGAGUUUAUGCAGAAUUGCAAUCAGACUCCACAGCUGCAUGAAUACCAAAUGGUCUGGUGAUGCUAAUACAUUCACAGUGAACUGCAAACACACUCACAACCACUGGAUACUGGCAGGGGCCAAAAAUUCUGUCAUCAGGCUGUUGUCACCAAUGCCAUCAUGGUGAAGCAUGGUCUAAAUUCCUGCACAUUCCUUUGAACAUAAAGGGGGUUAGUAUUUUGUGUUGCAUGUUGGAAGGCAACAUGAUUUGGUCACCUUAUG
Messenger RNA from Nestor notabilis (Kea), 1904 nucleotides. It is a transcript of the gene ELMOD1, whose product is annotated as ELMO/CED-12 domain containing 1. Gene Ontology annotation, molecular function: GTPase activator activity. The record is from RefSeq and is a predicted model, not a curated record. Lineage: Eukaryota; Metazoa; Chordata; Aves; Psittaciformes; Psittacidae. The coding region runs from base 80 to 1084 and encodes 334 amino acids. The transcript has 11 exons.